GCGCCCGGCCCACUCAGUCUCAGUCAGUCUGCCUCCGGAGUGUCUCCGCCGCGGUCCGCCCGUCCGCCGUCCCGUCCCGCCCCGUCCGCCCAGCACCGCGAGGGCCGCGUCGUCGACAUGGCCGCCGACCUCCUCUCCACCAAGAUGGAGUCCUCGAUGCACAUCACCACCAAGACCGUGGGCGACGACCGCAUACGGCGCGCCAAGGAGAACGACGAGGACAUCGCCGUCCUGUCCACGUUCUUGCCCGAGGCCCUGGACGACGCCAAGUCCACCCGGCACUUUGAGUGCGCGCUCGGGUACCGCUGCCUCCUGGGUGACCCUCGGAAGGCCCUGGCAGGCACCAAGAAGAUGGAGUACAAGACGAGGCAGUGGCACGAGAAAUGCUUCUGCUGCUGCGUCUGCAAGUCGGCCAUCGGCACCAAGAGCUUCAUCCCCCGCGAGCAGGAGAUCUACUGCGCCACCUGCUACGAGGAGAAGUUCGCCACUCGCUGCGUCAAGUGCAACAAGAUCAUCACUUCUGGUGGCGUGACGUACAAGAACGAGCCCUGGCACAGGGAGUGCUUCACGUGCACCAACUGCAACACUUCGCUGGCCGGCCAGCGCUUCACGUCCCGCGACGAGAAGCCCUACUGCGCCGACUGCUUCGGCGAGCUGUUCGCCAAGCGCUGCACGUCCUGCACCAAGCCGAUCACCGGCAUCGGUGGCACGCGCUUCAUCUCGUUCGAAGACCGCCACUGGCACAACGACUGCUUCAUCUGCGCGUCCUGCAAGACGUCGCUCGUCGGCCGGGGCUUCAUCACGGACGCCGACGACAUCAUCUGCCCCGAGUGCGCCAAGCAGAAGCUCAUGUGAGGCGCCCCGCCGCUCGCGACCCGCGCCGAGCCGAGCACGACACCGAUCGCUCGCGUGACCGACGACCUCAUAUCGAAAAGAAGGGUUUGAAACCUACGCCCCUCUCUUGUUUUGCUCUAAGCAGUAUACUUUUCCCCCGCGAGUUUGGGGAAGAAUCUGGGAGCACUAAUUGACCCGAAAUCUUUCUAAAUAACCUUUGCUUUUAGAUCAUUUUACGAAUGACCAUUUCUCGCACUAUACCCUGUAAUCCUUCUGUUCUAUGUUUGAUUGUUAACACUAACAUUUAGAAUACAUCAUUUGGGUGAGAUGGUGCGUUUAAUUUUUCAUUUUUCCAACGAAGUUUGGUACUAGGUACUUCACAGAAAUUGGAUUGAAUCUCUACAUAUAAACAUGAUAACAAUGUGAAUGAGUCACAUUAAUAUGAAACUAUUUAUUUGAAUUACUAGAAAAAAACUUGUAAAUAACUAUAAAAUUUAUUAUUUGGUAAUGUAUGUGAGGUCACAUACCUGCAAAUAGAAAAUUAUAUUCAACAGGAUUAGCUACACUCUUAUUAAUUCUGUGCAAUAUUUAUUUUUGAUGUGUAAAUAGAUGAUGAUGGCGAAGAAAUGACAUGAAUCCUGGAGUUGUUUGAAAUUAUUGAGAAUACUUGUUAUACGGGUUCAUGUUCAGAGAAAACUUUUGUGUGCUGUGUUUGUUAUGCCUAGAAAAGAAAUCCAAACAGUAUAUUUUUAAUGUACGUUACUGGAGUAAAACAGCACUCAACAAUUGCAAAGGCAAUCAUUGUGUGCGUACAUCUUUUCAUUGUUUUCUGGAAGAUUGCUACGGUUGUUGAGUUCUGCUGUCAUAUUUUCUGUAUAAUUUUACGUUUUGAUAUAAAAGAGUAAUCAUCCUUCUCUGUCACAUACUUUGAAAAUCCAAUGGCUGUGUCCUGUUGCAACAGUGGAACAUCUUGUUCCACUUUUGGAUUUUCCGAAUAAACACAUGACAGGAUCUAAUUAGACUAUUGCCCCUCCUCUAACUUAAAGGGAGUCUUAUAGUUCUUUAUUAAUUUGAAAAGCCUGUUAAUCUGCUGCCAUAGGUUUUACAAUUUGUAGUCAAAUUAUAGUAAAGGCAGUGUGCAUGAAUGGAAGACGAAAUCAUGUAGGGGAUGAUUGUGUAUUUUCAUAUACCACGUAAUUUGUUUUGAAUUUUGCUGUAUACAUAACUAAUGCAGUAUUUGAAGAAAAAACGACUUAAGCCUUGUCACAAACUGGAUCAUCCUCAUUGCUGGAGGAUGCAAAAGGUGUACAUUAAUAUUGCGGUUUGGGAAUGGAUCUUAAGAUCUGCUUGUAUUUGAAAUUUCCACCCCUUACGCUUCAAAGCUUUUAUUAUUCUUUCUACUUAACAAAUGUAUGGGCGCAUAACAAAGAGUCAGAAUUAAGAUAUUGUAAAAGGCGCAUGAUUCAGUGAGAGAUAGUUUUAUUUGUACAUUGCUUCAUAAUUCAUCCUAGUCACAUGCCAGUGUUGUGGGCAUAGGAAUGUUUUGUUUUACUUAUAUAGAGGAGAGAUUAUGAGCCGGUCCUCGAUAUCUGUGAUAAAAGUGUUUGCAAAAUUUCCGUACACGUAGGAAUGACACAUUUUCUACUUUAGACCAGUCCAUGAAUCGCAGGCCGGCUUAGCAGAGCCAUUCUUUUGGGUAAAUGACCGAUAGUGUCUCUGUUUUAAUUUUUGUAAGAAGAGAAUGAUGAAUGUAAUGUUGUUACAGGCAGAAAUAAUCGGUUUUCUUAAUUACCCAAAACAAUCUUAAAAUGUAAUUCAGUAUUCAGAUCUAACAUUUGUCAACUCUUUAAGUACUCUGUAAUUUUGAUAUGUAUUUUGCAGUACACUCUGUCAGAUUAUAAAACUUCUAAAUUUACAGGAUAAAAUAAACGGAAAAUUUCUACAA
Frankliniella occidentalis (western flower thrips) is the source of this 2779-nucleotide messenger RNA. Its product is annotated as four and a half LIM domains protein 2-like. The record is from RefSeq and is a predicted model, not a curated record. Gene Ontology annotation, cellular component: Z disc; nucleus. Gene Ontology annotation, molecular function: transcription coregulator activity. The transcript is spliced from 4 exons. Lineage: Eukaryota; Metazoa; Arthropoda; Insecta; Thysanoptera; Thripidae. Bases 118 to 855 code for a protein of 245 amino acids.